Pleurotus ostreatus (oyster mushroom) is the source of this 2922-nucleotide messenger RNA. RefSeq lists its product as uncharacterized. The transcript is spliced from 3 exons. Gene Ontology annotation, cellular component: cytoplasm; nucleus. The record is from RefSeq and is a predicted model, not a curated record. Gene Ontology annotation, molecular function: RNA polymerase II cis-regulatory region sequence-specific DNA binding. Lineage: Eukaryota; Fungi; Basidiomycota; Agaricomycetes; Agaricales; Pleurotaceae. Bases 1 to 2922 code for a protein of 973 amino acids.
AUGCCCUCCUCGUCCCAGGACAAGCCUGGCGACAAAGUCACCCCGCGACCGUACAAGUGCCCAUACCCGCUCUGCGGCCGUGCUUUCAGCAGACUCGAGCAUCAGACACGGCAUAUACGCACCCAUACUGGCGAAAAACCUUUUGCUUGCAGUUUUCCUGCAUGUGAAAAGCGCUUCUCCCGCUCAGACGAGCUUACAAGACAUUCCAGAAUACAUACCAAUCAACAAAUCUCCGCCCACAGUCAGCCAAGCGAGCCUGGUGGACUAAAGAAGGGCAAGAAACACGUACACCAUGCUGUCGAUGAACCACGUAUCAAGGAAGACGACUAUGACCAGCACCCCAUAUUCGGCAUGAGUGAUCUGGGGACAGAUGACUAUCCACAACACCAUGAACGCAGUCACGGGGUUAGAGUGAAGAAGAAGGCUCGCAGUCGCGCCAACAGCGACGACGAGGAUGAUUCCUACUACGCUCGCCCAACCUCGGUUGGUUCCUACGAUAUCCCCCAUUCCCGCCGCAGCUUCCCUUCCUCUUCGCACCACACCUCAGAAGAGCACUCUCCGCCGAACCUACGACCCCAUGCCUUGCCGACCCCCCUUCCGCAGCCUUCUUCAGCGUCAUUGACAUCACGAGAUGCUCGCCCCUUUGCAACACUUUCGCGGGCCGCUAUGGAAGAACUUGUAGCCCUAGAGAACGCCGAAGCUGCGCGGCGGGCUGAGUAUGAGGCCCGCCACGCCGAAGCACUACGCAGAGCUGAAAUGGAAAUCCGACAGGUCGAUGCGCUCCAACGCGAAUACGAUUAUCAACAGCAGUUCGGUUACACAAGUACCCGGGCAUCAUCGUCUUCACUGUCGUCCUUGCGCAGUGGUCUCAAUAUCAAGACAUCUCAGAGCGCCACGACCAGUCCAAUCAGCACUCCUUAUCAAGGCCCACGCAGCUUGCUGGACAUAUCGGACGAGAGAGAGUCUAACAUGCGCAUGGCAGUAGACGAUGAACCGAGGGAUGUUGAAGAUCGCUUGUAUCCAAGAGAAGAGAGGAGUACAAGGAGGCUCAGCGGGCCCGCUUGGCAAAUGACGCCUAUCUCAAGUGAUGCGGAUCCCCGCGAGCGCGAGCAAGGGAGCCGUCUGCGUCCUGGUAUGGGCUUGUCGUUUUCUUCAGGUCAUCUUGUCGAUCUUGCGCACGCGGCUGGCUCUGGGCCCGCUCAUCCCCAUGCAUAUGCGAAACCUCACGCGCUGUAUGCCCCAUACAAGCGCCAUCCUAGCUCUUCCUCCUCAAUACAUCACCCCCACGCACAUCAUCACUCAUCAUCAUCAUCGCAUCUAGAUGAACUCCGGCAGCAUCACGAACAUCAUCGGCCAAGUACGCACAGCAUUGGUGAACGUCCCGACCACUCUAGCGCUGCCCAAAUACGCCAUCGCCAUCAACAUCAUGACCGUCAGUACAAACCCAUCGGACUUAGCCAUGAAGAAUCGCCUUCACCAAUCAGCUCUGAUUCUGAAUCACUCAUGAUGCACACUAGUUCUAAAGUUCGCCGUGGGGCGUCAAAUUCUCACCGACACAGCACUGAUCCCCACAAGUACUAUCAAGAUGGACAUCACAGCGCCCAGGGUGUGAUACACUCGCCAACGGCGGCGCAUCCUAGUUCCAGCACCAACGCUUUCAUAACUCCUUCGACAAGCCCCUUCCUGGGGCCGUUGCGAACACUCAAUCUUCAUUCUGCAAAUCCAUCUAGGGCGCCAUCACCUAUCAUGCUUCCGCCACCCUCCCAUCAUGCUAUUCCCAAAGGCCAUCCCCUUAGUCCGAUCAGUUCUUCCAAAGACGUCGCGGUGAAACUUGAGCCAGGCAGUCCCAGUCGUUUUAACACCGCGCCGUAUGGCAGUCCGCCCAGCAGCAAUGGCUUUAGAGACUCCCAGCGCUCUAUCAAGCGGAAAGUUGUCAACGGUUUCGGAGAGAUGCCCCCUCCGUCCGGUUUUGGUUUCAGUGCCGCAGCGCUGCCAACACCCCAAUUGUCCAGUGGACCGAGUAGCGGUGGAAGUAGCCCUAAGAGUGUUACCCAUGCGUUGCCCCCUCCCCUGCCUCUACAGACCAGUGGAUUGGGUAAGGAAUUAGAGAAGGAAGUGCACAGCGGCAGCGGUACCCUCAGUGCUGUUAGUUCCCGACCUCCCUCUCCUCACUUAUUCCUCGGUGGACGCGAGCGAGAGGAUCGCAUCAGUCCUGCUGGUGGAAGCGGGAAUCACCAUCAUCUUGCUCAUUCGGUGCGAAUGGCCUUCGGUAUGACACCCAUCCAUCCCAACAGCAGUACUCGAUCUACGUACGUGUCCUCAGGCGGGUCGACUACGCCUAGCUUUGCCUUUGGUCCUGGAACCUCGAGUAAUGGUUUUGGUUUCAGCUUCGGGCGCUCGGUACCUGCCUCACGGUCUGGCUCGCCACCAAUUACAUUACCGCCGUUGAAGCUCGCAGCCAGCGCCACCUCGUCACCUACCCUCAGGUCACUCAAAUCGCUCAUGGGAACGGAUGAGAAGGUCUCUUCUGCUUCUUCCGAAUCCAAUGGAGAUGGAGAACGGGCCUCGAACAAUUCUAGUCCCCAGCGUGGCAUGGUCGGGAAAAUGGAGCUUAGUGGAGAUGAAGAGAUCGCGGAGCGGGAUCAGGAACGCAAGAAUAUUGGAAUAAGUGUUCUGGGGACCGGCGGCGAUGAAGUUGCCAAGGGUAUCGCCGAAGAGGACAACGACACGAAAACGAAAGAUCUCAACACGGUCACCAUACAAACCAUUGGCAACGUGGACGAAAUGGAAGUUACGCCCACACAGACCGUCGAGCGAGAGAAGGUCGAACUCCCCGGAUUCAGUCACUUCGAAGCUGCCGCGCAUAUGCCGAUUCCCAGCGAUAUCUCUGCUGCCCAGCACCUUCACCUUGGUUCCCAAUAA